Paramecium tetraurelia is the source of this 1482-nucleotide messenger RNA. RefSeq lists its product as uncharacterized. The record is from RefSeq and is a predicted model, not a curated record. NCBI's taxonomy places the organism in Eukaryota, Ciliophora, Oligohymenophorea, Peniculida, Parameciidae. Gene Ontology annotation, molecular function: phosphoprotein phosphatase activity. The transcript is spliced from 3 exons.
AUGAUUGAAAUACGAAGACCACUCUCAGAAAAGAAUUUGGGAAAUAGAUCAAGCAAAGACUUGUAAAGACCAAAUUCAUCCAAUUCAUAAUAAAAAUAGAAUUUGUAAACCAUGAAAAGUUCAAUAUAAUUACAAAAACAAAAUCAAAACUUUUAUUCCAAAUAUUUUAGUAGUAAGGAUUAAAAAGAGAAUAUGGAGAUUCGUUCCAAUGUCGAAAGAAAUCCAUCAGCCAAAUCAAAAUAGACACCUUAGGAUUAUAAAAAAUUGUAAGAUAAACUUCUCUAUUUGGAAAAUAAAAUUUCAUCAAUCAAAUCUCACAUCGAUAAUAGUUAGAGACAAUCAAAAAAUAGUAUAGCUUCUAAGUUUUUUUCAUAAAACACACAAAAUAACCACAAUUCCCAAUCUGUCUAAAAGUGUGUGUAAAUUGAUUUCACCAAUAGAGGAUAGAAGGAACAGAGAGAAUUCACUCCUCAAUAAUAAAAUAAAUUAAAAUCAAGUACUCUAGUUAAUAAUAACAAUGAAUACAAAACUUCCAUUGAAGGAACAAUAAUUAAAAAGCCAAGCCUAUCAACAUUUGUUACUUAAGUUAAAGCCCCAUUGACUGACAAUAAAACGAAUUUUAAAAACUUAAAGCCAGAUUCUGCCAAGGCUGGUAGUUCAAUUAAGACCAAUUUUAAAAGGAAGAACUCUCAAGAAAAAACAGUAGAGUCCUCAUUUUUAUAUUAUAUCUCAUCAAUUAUUAAAGGAUAUAUGCAACCAGAGAUAACAAGGCCAAUUGAAUUGAUUAGAGAACAUUUACUUUAAACAAUGUAGGCAUCCUUGUUUUAGAAAUCUGUUAAAAUAGUAUCAAGUGUUGAAGAUAAGAAAGUCAAUUUACCCUCCACAAAUAAGAAGACUAUUGUUUUUGAUUUAGAUGAAACUCUCAUCCAUUGCAAUGAAUCAAUUCAGGUUCCAGGCGAUGUAAUUCUACCAAUUAAAUUCCCCUCUGGAGAGAUUAUUGAAGCUUCAAUCAAUAUCAGACCUUAUGCUUAACAAGUUCUAUAGACUUUGCAUAAACAUUUUGAGAUCAUAGUAUUUACUGCAUCGCAUUCUUGCUAUGCAAAUGUAGUCAUUGAUUACUUGGACCCUCAUAAAAAUGUGAUAGCUCAUCGAUUUUUCAGGGACAGUUGCAUGCAAACUGAAGAAGGAGCAUACAUAAAGGAUUUACGAGUAAUUGGAAAUAGAUCAUUGAGUGACAUGGUUUUAGUGGAUAAUGCAGCCUAUUCUUUUUGUCUUCAACAACUGAAUGGCAUCCCCAUUAUUAAUUAUUAUGAUAAUAAAAUGGAUUAAGAAUUACUAUAUUUACAAAACUAUUUGAUGUCGUUAAGAACAGUCAGAGAUGUUAGAUAAUACAAUAGUUAAAAUCUUAAAUUAGAUAAAUUUGCACAAUUCAGCGAUCCUAUUGAUUUAUUGCAAUCUCUUCAUAAGGAUUAUAUCCCUUGA